UCUCUUGCCUAGGCCACCUGCGCGUAGUCAUGGCUAGUAAAACCAGUUCAAGCACCAUGAUUGCCUCUCCUGUUCCUACUAACGCUACAGGAACCACUACUGCUCAGCCCAGUUUCAUUGAAGGCAUUAUUAAUGAAAUACCACUACCCAAAUGGGCUCUUAUUGCCAUUGUGGUCGCAGCGGGCCUUGUUUUCAUCCUCAUUCUCAUCUGCAUCAUCAAAUGCUGCUGCUGCAAAAAGAAACGCAAGAAGAAGGAGAAGCUCAACUUGGUUAACUUCAAUGGCUCCACCACGGCCAGCUUGGUACAGCCAGAUAUGGAUGAUCUGGAGAGUGGUCUGGAGGAUGAGAAGCGAGGAAGGCUGCAGUAUUCCUUGGAGUAUAACUUCCGCAGCCAGGAGAUAAAGGUUGGAGUGAAGCAAGCAGCUGAUUUAAAGGCUAUGGACAGUGGGGGGACCUCUGACCCAUAUGUAAUUGUCUACCUAACAACUGAUAUCAAGAAGAAGUAUGAAACCAAAGUUUACCGCAAGACGUUAAAUCCUGUCUUCAAUGAAAGCUUCACCUUCCAGAUUCCUCAGGCUGAAAUGUCUGAGUCCACCCUGGUGAUGCAGGUGUAUGACUUCAACCGCUUUGCCAGACAUGACAUCAUUGGCGAGGUCCGGUUGCCUCUCAGCAAUGUUGACCUGCAGCACGUCAUGGAGCAGUGGAAUGAACUCGUCGCUGCCAGUAAGACUGAGCAAGAGCACCUAGGUGAGAUCUGUUUCUCGCUUCGAUACGUCCCCACCACCAGCAAGUUAACUGUAGUGAUCCUUGAGGCCAAGAAGCUAAAGAAGAUGGACUCACAUGGAUUGACAGACCCCUAUGUCAAAGUGCAGCUGAUCCUGAACAAGAGGAAAUGGAAGAAGAAGAAGACAAGUGUGAAGAAGAGCACUUUAAGCCCCUAUUUCAACGAGGCAUUUGUUUUUGAUGUGCCUUUCAAUCAGAUCCAGAACGUAGACUUGGUGAUCGCAGUGUGGGAUUAUGACAAGGUGACCAAGAAUGAACAGAUUGGUAAGGUGUUCCUGGGCUGCAGAGCCACAGGCAAUCAUCUGCGCCACUGGUCAGACAUGCUGGCUAAUCCCCGCCGGCCCAUCGCUCAGUGGCACAGCCUGCAGUCGGCAGAAGAAGUUGACAAUGCCUUGGGGCUGAAAACCCACUUUAAGCUGCCUCUGCCCAGCCGAUAAAAGGACCUCCUAUCUUUCUCUCCACUUACUGUUCUGAAGGAACCUGGAACCAUAGACAUAC
Alligator sinensis (Chinese alligator) is the source of this 1281-nucleotide messenger RNA. It is a transcript of the gene SYT8, whose product is annotated as synaptotagmin 8. Bases 30 to 1220 code for a protein of 396 amino acids. Gene Ontology annotation, cellular component: synaptic vesicle membrane; dense core granule; axon. Lineage: Eukaryota; Metazoa; Chordata; Crocodylia; Alligatoridae. Gene Ontology annotation, biological process: cellular response to calcium ion; regulation of calcium ion-dependent exocytosis; regulation of dopamine secretion. The transcript has 9 exons. The record is from RefSeq and is a predicted model, not a curated record. Gene Ontology annotation, molecular function: syntaxin binding; calcium ion binding; calcium-dependent phospholipid binding.